UUAUAGUAUAUGACAGCAGUCAUUCCACACAACACCGUCUUCAGAGUCACUGCGUGUCCUUUGACCUCUGUCGCUUCCAAAAUAGAGAAACGACCUUGUGGAGGCUUGAGUCAUAGUUGCAGUUGUUGACUGCGCAGUUUUGGCUGUCAGUCAAAGAGUUUCACGCGAUGGGCGGCUGAGGUGAAGAAAAAAAAAAAAAAAAAAAAAAAAAGAAGUACGCAGUUAACUUGUCGCAAAGUAUUCCUGCAGGAGAUGUGAGGUUUGCCACACCGGGAGCACUCAGUUAUAACGCGGACUAACCGUUGUCAUCACUUUUAAAUUCUCUCCUCUGAGAGAAAGUGAAGGCGAAACCUCGACACAAGAUUGUUGUCAUCACUGUAGUUGCUCGUCUUAUGGGUCCUCUGUGCUUUACACAUUCCAAGUGACACCAGCUGAUCAACACGUUUUCUGUCUCCCGUCUCCUGUAACCACUGGAGGGUAAUGAGGUUGGCAGGGAGCCUGCACCUUGCUCUGCUCUUGGCCUUGACCUCCAGAGCGUCAGGCCUCAAUAUCCCUCUGGAAGUGGAGCAGCCCCCAACAAUAGUAACUCAGACAUCAGGUCCCAUCAUUGCCCUUCCUUUUGACAAUGUUGUCACUAUUCGGUGUGAAGCCAAGGGCAAUCCGCCACCAGAGUACAGAUGGACAAAAGAUGGCCAAGACUUUAUCCCACCCCACAUCACAACAAACAAGAGAGACCUCACAGGUGGCACAUUUGUGCUUCACAGUAAGAAUCUAAUCCAAUUCCAGGGUAAAUACAGAUGCUACGCCUCUAACAAGCUGGGAACUGCCAUAACAGAGGAGAUUGAACUGAGUGUUCCCAGUGUCCCUAAAUUUCCAAAGGAGGAAAUUAAUCCACUUGUUGUUAAGGAGGGAGAGCCAGUUGUCCUGAAAUGUAACCCUCCAGCGGGCGUGCCCCCACGUCAGAUUUACUGGAUGUCUAUUGGUCUCCAGCACAUUGAGCAGGAUGAGAGGGUUUCCAUGGGCACUGAUGGCAACCUGUACUUCUCUAAUGCCUUACAGAAAGACAAUCGUCCUGAUUACUGUUGCUAUGCUGCCUUCUCCAAAAUACGCACCAUCGUCCAGAAAACCGCCAUGGCUGUCGUGGUCAAGAGCUUGAAACCUGAUAAUGAAUCUGCCAACAGCAGUGAUGCCAGCCCCCCAGUGAGAAUACCUGGCCUGCUGCUGCCCUCUGGUGUUCAGACAGAGAAGGUGCUGUUGAAGGGAGAGGAACUGCAACUCGAGUGUAUACCAGAGGGAUUCCCCACUCCGACAGUGAAAUGGAUGAAACUGGGAGACAAGCUGCCUACAAGGACAAAAUUUCUUAGCUUUGGAAAGCUCCUGACCAUCUCUGCUGUAGAAGAGCGUGAUCAGGGGAAAUACAAGUGUAUAGCUGAAAACUCUGCUGGAGAAGUUGACCACUACUUUGAUGUAAUAGUGGAAGAGCCGCCAAAGUGGCGGACAGAGCCUCCUCAAAGCCAGCUCACUGUGACCGGCUCCGAUGUUCACAUCAAGUGCUCGGUCGGUGGAAAACCACCGCCAGACAUAACGUGGAGGAGGAAUGGAGAAUUUUUGCGAGAUGACCCAGAGGGUAACCUGCGAGUGUUCGAUGACACUGUGGUGCUCCAUAAUGCCAGACCAGAGGACAGUGCUGUCUACCAGUGUGAGGCCUCCAACAGUCAUGGCAGCGUUCUGGCCAACGUUAAUAUAAUGAUCAUGAAUAUGCCUCCUCUGAUAUUGACAAGGGACUACCAAGAGUACGCUGUAAUACUAGGAGGGGAUAUCGUCAUGAACUGCAGUGUUUUUGGCUCUCCACCACCUAAUAUCUUAUGGGCCAAAAAUGAUACUCUCAAACCAAUUGAGGGAGACCGAUUUUUUCCUUUCCACAACGGAUCCUUGCAAAUCAUCAGUGCAAAGAAAGAUGACAGUGGGAAUUAUAUGUGUGCUGCCUCUAACAUGGAGGGGAAGUCAACUGUCACUGCUGUGCUGGAUGUGAAAGACCCUACGAAAAUCGUAAAUCCACCUCAGGACAUGCAGAUUGUCAGUGGAACCACAGCCCAGUUGAUGUGCCAGGCAGAGCAUGAUGAAAGCCUGAAGAGCACCUUUGAGGUGGUGUGGAGAAAGGACGGGGAAGAGAUCCCACUUUCCUCUAAAGAAAAUUCCAGUGUUCAGAAGUUCAGAUACUUUGUGGAUGAUGGCAUGCUGCAGAUCAUGAGUGUGAACCUGAGUGAUCAAGGGAUAUACACAUGCAUUGCUAGAACCAGUCUAGAUGAGGACAAUGCCACUGCGCUACUAACAGUAUUGGAUGUUCCUGAUGCUCCAAGGAAUUUACAUAUAUCUGAAAUUAAGAGUCCGAGGAAUAUCAGCCUGUCUUGGAUACCUGGAAACGAUCACAACAGCUCUAUAACAGAAUUUAUAGUGGAGUAUGGGGAGAACAAAUGGCAUUCUGGCAGGUGGACGGAGCUACAGAAAGUCCCUGGUAACCAGGCAACAGCCGAGCUGGCACUAUAUGGACACCUUAACUACCAGUUCAGAGUGUAUGCUGUUAAUGCCGUUGGACCUGGACCACCUAGUGAGCCCACAGAGACAUACAAAACACCCCCUGCCGCUCCUGAUAGGAACCCAGAGAACAUCAAAAUACAGGGCCAUCUGCCUCAUCAAAUGGACAUUAGCUGGGAGCCGCUGUUGCCCAUCGAACACAAUGGCCCAGGCCUUGAGUACAAGGUGAGCUACCGGAAACUUGGAGUGGAAGAGCCCUGGAAGGACCACUUGGUUAUAAGACACUCCUUUGUCGUGAGAAACACGACCACUUUUGUCCCCUAUGAGAUCAAAAUUCAGAGCAGGAACAGCCACGGUUCGGGACCAGAACCUAAAGUUGUUACGGGUUACUCUGGAGAAGAUGUUCCUGCUGCAGCACCACAGGACAUAGCAGUAGAGGUGAUCAACACUACUCUUCUGAGAGUUAGCUGGACCCCGGUUCCACCUGUCACAGUGAGAGGUCAUCUAGGGGGAUACAAUGUUCAUUGGAUAAGGAAGUGGAGUCUGUUAAAUCCUAACAAGAUUUUAAAUGUGCGCCAGUCCCUGUCCUUCCCUGGCAAGAGGAAUCAUGCCAUCGUCCCAGGUCUGGAACCUUUCUCCAAGUACACACUCACUGUCAGCGUUUUCAACAAGAAGGGUAAUGGGCCCCGCAGUGACAUGGUCACCUUCAACACUCCAGAGGGAGUUCCUGGACAAGUGCACAUGCUGUCUGCUUCCAAUGCCCAGGAAGACUCCAUUUUGCUGGGAUGGGCACCACCUCGAGAGACAAACGGCAUCCUUACUGGUUAUCUCCUGCAGUACCACCUCAUUAAUGAGACAUCACUUGAAGUGGUUGACUCCCAGGAGAUGAACAUCAGUGGGGCUGACACCACUCAGUGGCGGCUUCAGGGCUUAGAAGGAGGCCGCCUCUACCAGUUCCACCUCUGUGCUUGCACACGAGCAGGUUGUGGACCUCCACGGACCCAGGAGGCCAACACCAUCACUACAGAACUUCCAGCCCUGUUGAACAUAAGCUCUUAUGUGAGUGACACCUUUGCCAAAAUCAGCUGGACUGCCAGAGAAGAGCAGCAGGACUCACAGCUUUAUGUGGCUUAUAUGAAUAACCGUGAUGGUAACUGGUGGAUUUCAGAGGCUGUAAACACUUCUCAAAGUUUCCACAUAAUUGAUGGGCUCAAACCUGGGACGGUGUACACUGUACGCCUCAUGGCGAAGAGGCUGCUUGAUAAUGCUAGCAUUUUCGAAGAAGUUAUCCAGACACGGGUCAAAGCUGCGAAGGGCCAGCAGACCGACUUUUCGACCCAGGGAUGGUUCAUUGGGACCAUGUGUGCCGUGGCGCUCCUCACCCUGGUCGCACUCAUGGCCUGCUUUGUGCGGAGAAACAAAGGUGGCAAGUAUGCAGGUACGCCGCCGCCGCGCCAGCGACCAGACAUGUUCUCCAUGGAAAAAGUGAAAGAGAAGGAGGACCUCCACCCUGACGUGGAGUCACAAGGAAUGAAUGAUGACACCUUCUGUGAAUACAGUGACAGCGAUGAGAAGCCACUGAAGGGCAGCAGCAUGUGUUCCCUGAAUGGCAAUGAUGCGGUUGGGGACAGCGUCAGCAGAGACAGCCUGGUUGACUACGCCGACGGCGGAGGAGAAUUCGACGAGGACGGUUCAUUUAUCGGAGAAUACUCCGGACUCAAACGCAGGGUGUCUGUUAGCGAGCCCAGUGGACCCGGCCCAGUCACUGCUUAAAGCCAGGCUCCAGGUGAAACAGUCAAAACUUUUCAAGAUACUUUUAAAAUUCAGCUUCCCUGGCAUUAAAUAUAGCUCAAAUAGCCAAAUGGGGUGGAACAAAAAUGACUCAAAUGUGCGCAAGUUUUUCCUGAACACUGGAGAGAAUACACCAGCCAUACACACAAGUGUGAAAACCAUGUGAGACUUACAUACCGUGAGAGAAUGGACUGCAUCAUUCGAGUGUUUCAUGAUUUUAUCAAUGAUAAUAGUGUUUUUGUACCUAUCAGCCAUAAUCUUAAAUGGUGUACAUUGAUGUUGUACUGACAGACACAAACAUCAAAAACUGUAUAUGUAUUUUUUUUCCACAGUGGAUAAAAAAAUAACACAUGCGUACAGUAUGUAUCUACAACGUGUCAUUUAUCACACAGUGCAGGAUGUCUGACCUUCACUCUCAUGAUUACAAAUCUGGUCAUAGAUGCUUCACAGUAUCACUGCGUCACUGUAUAUGUAUACAUUUUAGAUUUUUGUUGAUACACAAAUGUACAAAAGUUGAUCUUUUGUAUUUUUUUAUUAUGAAAAUGUUGAUGAUGUCUUUUUAUGUCGUUAUAUUAAAAGUGUUUGUUGACAUAAACGUAAGAACAACACAAACUCGAACAAAUUCAAGUAUCUGAUUUAUCUCAACACCUGCCCCUGGUCACCUGCAGAAAUUACUGAAGAUGUACAGUGUACUAGCUGUUUAUAAAGGUUAAAGUGAUAAAAGUC
Lates calcarifer (barramundi perch) is the source of this 5052-nucleotide messenger RNA. Its product is annotated as neural cell adhesion molecule L1-like protein. Lineage: Eukaryota; Metazoa; Chordata; Actinopteri; Centropomidae. Bases 481 to 4308 code for a protein of 1275 amino acids. The record is from RefSeq and is a predicted model, not a curated record. Gene Ontology annotation, molecular function: cell-cell adhesion mediator activity. Gene Ontology annotation, biological process: cell-cell adhesion; brain development. The transcript has 28 exons.